This is a messenger RNA of Debaryomyces fabryi, 1758 nucleotides long. RefSeq lists its product as uncharacterized. The transcript has a single exon. The record is from RefSeq and is a predicted model, not a curated record. Gene Ontology annotation, biological process: translational initiation; formation of translation preinitiation complex. Gene Ontology annotation, molecular function: translation initiation factor activity. Bases 1 to 1758 code for a protein of 585 amino acids. NCBI's taxonomy places the organism in Eukaryota, Fungi, Ascomycota, Pichiomycetes, Serinales, Debaryomycetaceae.
AUGUUUAAGAAGGAUCCACAACCUAAAGCAUCAGCAAAUAUCAAAUCUUCUGAAAGAAGAAAGUUGUUGACCAAUAUUUGCAAUAUAUACAAAAUUCCCCAACAAGAAAUCACUAAAGAAUGUGAGCAUGAUAUUCUACCUGUAACUACGAAACAAGCUUCUUUUAAAAGUGUCCAAGGGUAUUCUGGAACAAUUUAUUUCGAUGAAACCGAAACACCUAUAUGGUUUAAAUCUAGAGACUCUCAGUUAUUUCCUACCCUUUUCACUACGUGGAAAUGUCCUUUCAUUCUACCAAUGGUUAAGACUCAUCCUCAUGUUAUCAAGAUCCUUUCUAAUGGUGCUGAUUUAAUGUUACCGGGUACAAUUCCUCCUUUUGACAACAGAGCAGUAAAAGGUGAAGUUGUUGGUGUGGUUGACAGUCAGAAUCCGACAGUUAUAAAAGCUAUAGGCCGCUGCAAAUUGAAUAUGCCUCAAUUUGAUUCAGUUAUCGGUAGAACUGGUACCGCUGUUGAAGUUCUUCAUUGCAUGCAUGAUGAGUUGUACAAUUUAAAUAGACUAGUUGAUAUUCCUGUACCAUCUGAAUGCAAUAUUAAUAUACCACUAAAUGUUGAGCAAUCUGAACCUGCUUCUGAAGAGACUGAUAAAAACGAAAAUAAUGAAACUAAGGCAGAGCCAAAAAUAGAAAAUGAAGUCAGCAAUAAAGUCAGUAAUGAAAAUUCUAUAGGUACUAGUAUGGACGACGUUGCUGAAGAAUUAUCAGAAUUAUCAGUAGAAGAUGUUGAUAAUUUUUUUACUAGAUCUCUUCUACAGUCUAUUCAACAAGAUACAAUCGUGUUACCAAUAACUUCAUCAACGUUCAUGUCUAACCAUAUUUAUAAAAAUUUGCCUAUCAUUGACCCCAUGUAUUGCAACAUUAAAAAAACUUCAUGGAAAAAAUCAGCAAAAUUUUUAAAGGCUAUGGAAAAGUUGAAUUAUGUGCAAAUUAAGGGGAAAGGAGACGAUUUAUCAAUUGUUAGUUUAGCCUCAAAAGAAAAUCCGAUCAUUCAAAACUUUGUACCUCAUAAGCCCAUAAGUUCUUUGUCGAAUAAUUCCAAUAAGUCUAGUGAGAAACCUGUUGGAAAUAAGAAGAAUAAAGCGAAUGAAUUAUCGAUCGUUUACUUGUAUAAACCGACUAAUAAAUCGAGAAUGUUCUUCAAUAAGGUAGACCAUCCAUUCUCGAAUUUGUACACUGCACCUGAAUUAAGAUCAUUAUUAGAUAAAUAUAUCAAAAUUCAACAAUUGAUGGAUAAAAAAGAUCCGAAAAAAAUUGUGCUCGAUGAUACGCUCAAUAGCAUUUCCAACUUAGGCCUUGGUUCUUAUCCAAGAGAUAAAGUAUUCAAGUCAUUCUUGACCAAUUUUUCGCCGUUGUAUAAAAUUUUAAAACCUGGCGAAAGUGUUGACAAUGAUGAAAUCGAAUUGAACAAAGGUGAACCUCCUAAGGUUCAGGUUAUUACUGAAAUGAAAAUUGGAAGAAAGGUCGUUACAAGAGUACUGGACUUUGAAAAGUAUUACAUUAAGCCGCAUAUUUUGUCGGAUGAAUUAAAAGUAAAAUGUUCUGGUUCCACAACUAUCGGCCCCUGUACUCAUAAUCCAAAGUUAACUGAAGUUACAGUUCAGGGUCCACAUGGCAAAUUGAUUGUAGAUUUGUUGAAUUCUAAAGGAAUCCCAAUAUCAUUUAUCCAGUUUGAGGAUAAAGUAAAAAAGAGGAAGAAGCGCUAA